Messenger RNA from Scatophagus argus, 1985 nucleotides. Its product is annotated as transmembrane protein 272-like. NCBI's taxonomy places the organism in Eukaryota, Metazoa, Chordata, Actinopteri, Scatophagidae. The record is from RefSeq and is a predicted model, not a curated record. The transcript has 5 exons. Bases 175 to 705 code for a protein of 176 amino acids.
CGUGUCAGACCCCAGAAGUUGGCUUUAUGUCUGUGCGUUGUUUGCGUGCGCAGUUGGAGCUGUAAAAUUCAAGGCGAGGUCGCAUAUUUCUUCUGGUUUGUCAGCAUUUGUUCACCAUGGAAGAAAUAUCUCGCAGAGUUUCGUAUAUAUGGUCGGCGAGUCCUCGUUGCAACAAUGUCAACCACAAGGCUGGUUCGUCGCAUUGGCAGCCCUUCUCAACCCCCGACACCAGUACUAGUGAUUUCGAAAUUGGUAGUUUGUGUCAUUCCUAUUGCUCAGAUUGCAAUCGGUGCAAUACACCUGAACGACUGUCCGCGGAAGCACUUAAUCCCCAUCUAUCUGAUAGUGUCGGGAGUCUUUGGCCUGAUGCUGACACUGCUUUCCUGCUUGCCAUGCGCCCAGGAGCCCAGAGAUGCAAACCCCAACCCACUCAGUCGACUCUGCAUGACCUGGAACUCACUGAUAUCCUUAUUCCUCUUCUGCUGGUUUAUAGCUGGUAAUGUGUGGAUCUACUCUAUUUACCAGCCUAAUUACGACAAGAGCACAACAGAUGUGGAUCCCUAUUGUGACAAGACGCUGUACCUGUUUGCUUUCUGGAUCACCACCUUGGUCUACAUCCUCAUAGGUGUGUCCCUGAUAGGCGGUUGCUGCACCCUCGUAAUCGCCUACCUGUGUGGCCGAGCCGACCCCGACGACAAUGUCUAGAGAUGACCAAAACAAAUGAGGAGGCGGGAUGCAUCUGAUGGGGCUGCGCAUGAUGAGUUUACUGCUGAUGCUGUUUUUUUGUUUGUUUGUUUUUUAAUUUUGGUCCGAGAUUCAGGUUUCAAUUCCGCCUUUUAAUUGAUCUGAUAAAACAGCAGCAGAGUUCAAAAUGCAGCAGUGAAACAGUUUCACAUCUGGUUGAAGCACAUUUGAGCGAUUCAAUGAUUGUUUUAUAUUGUUGAGACUGUUUUCGAGUUAACGCGGCUAACCUGUCGCAGCCUUCGUUUGGGCAGCUCCAGCGGAUGCGUGCUGAGCUCCGAGAUGCUGUAGAUUUAAUCACUGGAUAAAAAUCAUGUCUGUAACUGAUUUCUCAAUGCUGAGCGCUCUCUACCUCUGCCGAAGCUGCACUUACUACUGGUUACCAAGAAUUUUUCUAGUAUGUUGAGCCAGGAAUUGGGCAUAAAGAUGUAAAGUAUAAAGUGACAAAAAUGUCUGUUCUGGGUGAAUUCAUUUUUGCCAAGUGGUUAACAUUUUUGUUUUCUUUGAUGCUCUUGUUUGUUGAUAAUUUGUGUAAGGAAGGUGCUUUGUAACACACAGUUACCCUGGACUCUAAUUCAACCAAUCUUACUCCACACGUUAACCAUCAUGCACUUUAUCUGACAAUGAUUUCUAAUGUCUUAAGCCUGUAUGAAACACUAUUUGAUACCUAAUUCAUUUUUUAGUGAUUCACUUUUUGCAACACUUAAUCACAACAUUGAACAGUAAAGUUUAGUGUUGUUUCGCUGCUUUAAUUUGAAUACUAAAUGACGGACAGCAUAUUAACCAUGACACACUAUACUUUGUCAUCUGAAUAAUUAAUUAAAGGAGAAAGAAAUGUGUGGAAAUACAUGAGGGAUCUCUGUAGAACAGGAACUGUAUUUGACUGUCAGACAGCACAUACACUCAGGUCACACAAAGAUUGAGAGAAACAUGCAGAAGUGGCUUCUUCAUGAGACUAAAAUAGCUACUUUAUUUGUCAUUCUAAGAAGAAGAAGAAGAAUCAGCUUUAUUGACAGUGUAUAUAUUUUUACAUACACACACUGAAUUUGGCAUUUUCUCAUUAAUCACUCAAAUUUUUACUGCCCAUUCGGUGAGGGAAUUGAACCGGCGACCCCCCGAUCACAAGAUACUUCUAUGCCACAGCUAUAUUUGCAGUACAUAGAGCAAUAAUGAAAAAUAAAAAAUGUGAAAUGAAUGAAACAUACAAAAAAAAAAAAUAUGUAUAUGUGCACGGAUAUUCACAG